UGUCAGCUCCACAUCAACGCGUAUGACGUGGUCUGAGAGACAUGUUUUUCCUCUAUUUGUUAUUUCUUUGGUUUGUCUCUGUGGGCAUUUUCUCGGGAAGUAGCAAAUCUGUUUGGUGACGGUAGCCGUAAUUCUAUUCCGCUCUUUGGAAACGAAGGGAUGGAUCAUCAUAACCGUCUUCGUUUUCGUCUUCGUCUUCGUCGGGGAUUGUUUCCUCUGCCUUUCUUCAUUAUUUCCAUUUUUUUACUGUUCUUGGCAACUACAUCAGCUGGAUCUCCCUCUGGAAAAAGCAGCAGGUCAUCAGUCUUCUCUUUAUUUAACCUUAAAGAGAAGAGUAGGUUUUGGAGUGAGGCUGUUAUUCGUGGUGAUUUUGAUGAUUUGGAAUCUUCCAGACCCGGAAAAAUGGGUGUUCUCAACUACACAAAUGCAGGCAAUAUUGCAAAUUAUCUCAAGUUUCUGGAAGUUGAUUCUAUGUACCUCCCAGUGCCUGUGAACUUCAUUUUUAUUGGAUUUGAUGGGAAAGGAAACCAAGAAUUCAAGCUUCACCCUGAAGAACUUGAGCGCUGGUUCACAAAAAUUGAUCAUACCUUUGAACAUACACGUGUUCCUCAAAUUGGAGAAGUCCUCACCCCGUUUUACAGGAUUAGUGUAGAUAAAGAGCAACAACACCAUCUUCCCAUUGUCAGUCACAUAAACUACAAUUUUUCUGUUCAUGCAAUACAAAUGGGAGAAAAGGUUACUUCGAUAUUUGAGAAAGCCAUAAAUGUUUUCUCUCGCAAGGAUGACUCAUAUGGUAACAGGGAUGACGGGGAUGCUCUGUGGCAAGUAGAUGUGGACAUGAUGGAUGUUCUUUUCACUAGCCUUGUUGGAUAUCUUGAACUUGAAAAUGCAUAUAACGUUUUCAUCUUGAAUCCCAAGCACGACUCAAAAAGAGCUAAAUAUGGUUACCGGAGAGGUUUAUCAGAAUCAGAAAUAAAAUUUCUCAAAGAGAACAAGAAUUUGCAAACCAAAAUUCUUCAGUCGGGAAGCAUUCCAGAAACUGUUCUUGCUCUUGAUAAAAUUAAGAGACCUUUGUACGAGAAGCAUCCAAUGGCAAAGUUUGCCUGGUCUGUAACUGAAGACACUGAUACGGUUGAAUGGUACAAUGCAUGCCAAGAUGCAUUGAAUAAUGUGGAGAAGUUGUACCGAGGGAAGGAAACUGUGGAUAUCGUGCAGAACAAAGUUUUACAGUUACUGAAAGGGAAGAAUGAAGAUAUGAAGCUUCUUUUCAGUAAGGAACUAAAAUCUGGGGAAUUCAACAAUCUUCGUGCUGAAUGCCUUACAGAUACAUGGAUUGGAAAAGAGAGGUGGGCGUUUAUUGAUUUAAGUGCAGGCCCUUUCUCAUGGGGACCAGCUGUUGGUGGGGAAGGUGUUCGGACAGAACUAAGUUCUCCCAAUGUGCAAAAAACAAUUGGUGCAGUUUCAGAAAUUUCAGAAGAUGAAGCAGAAGAUCGCUUACAAGAUGCUAUUCAGGAAAAAUUUGCCGUAUUUGGUGAUAAAGAUCAUCAAGCCAUUGAUAUUCUUCUUGCGGAGAUUGAUAUAUAUGAGCUUUUUGCUUUCAAACAUUGCAAAGGAAGGAAAGUAAAGCUUGCUCUUUGCGAAGAACUUGAUGAGAGAAUGAGGGAUUUGAAAAAUGAGCUCCAAUCAUUUGAAGGUGAAGAAUAUGAUGAAAGUCAUAAGAGAAAGGCUCUAGAGGCAUUAAAGCGAAUGGAGAAUUGGAAUUUGUUCAGUGAUACUCAUGAGGAGUUUCAAAAUUACACAGUUGCACGUGAUACUUUUCUUUCUCAUUUAGGUGCAAAUUUGUGGGGAUCUAUGAGACACAUCAUAUCACCUUCCAUAGCAGAUGGUGCAUUUCAUUAUUAUGAUAAGAUAUCAUUUCAGUUAUUUUUCAUCACGCAGGAGAAAGUUAGACAUAUUAAACAAUUGCCUGUGGAUCUCAAGGCUCUAAUGGAUGGACUCUCCUCUUUGUUGUUACCUUCUCAGAAACCUGCUUUCAGUCAGCACUUGUUACCACUUUCAGAGGAUCCUGCUUUGGCAAUGGCCUUUUCAGUGGCACGAAGAGCAGCAGCUGUUCCUCUGUUGCUUGUUAAUGGAACUUACAGGAAAUCUGUUCGAUCCUAUCUUGAUUCCUCCAUUGUUCAGUAUCAGUUGCAGAGAAUGAAUGAUCACGGCUCUUUAAAAGGGAAGCUUGCCCAUAGCCGGUCUACACUAGAAGUUCCAAUAUUUUGGUUCAUCCAUGGUGAACCAUUGUUGGUUGACAAGCAUUAUCAGGCAAAGGCACUUUCUGAUAUGGUUAUUGUUGUUCAGUCAGAGCCUUCAUCCUGGGAGAGCCAUCUGCAAUGUAAUGGGCAGCCACUUUUGUGGGAUUUGAGGAGGCCUAUCAAAGCUGCGUUGGCUGCGGCUUCUGAACAUCUUGCUGGUCUGCUUCCCCUCCACCUUGCUUACAGUCAAGCCCAUGAAACUGCGAUUGAGGACUGGAUGUGGUCAGUCGGAUGCAACCCAUAUUCCAUUACUUCUCAAGGAUGGAACAUUUCCCAAUUUCAAUCUGAUACAAUUGCUCGGAGCUAUAUUAUCACAACUCUGGAAGAGUCAGUACAAGUGGUCAAUUCAGCCAUUCAUCUUCUAGUCAUGGAGCGUACAACUGAAAAAACCUUCAAACUUGUUCAGUCUCAGGAGCAUGAACUAAUUAACAAGUACAAUUAUGUUGUUAGUCUAUGGAGAAGAAUUUCAACUGUUACUGGAGAAUUGCGGUAUGUGGAUGCCAUGAGACUGCUAUAUACCCUAGAAGAUGCGUCAAAAGGGUUUGUUGAUCAAGUAAAUACAACUAUAGCCAUUCUCCACCCAAUCCACUGCACAAGAGAGAGAAAAGUACAUGUGGUGUUUAAUGUGACUACAAUUCCUGCUUUCUUAGUUGUCCUGGGUGUACUCUAUCUUGUGUUAAGGCCAAGACGACCAAAGCCAAAAAUUAACUGAAAAUACUGGAAAUGUGAUUGAUAGCAGUGGCUUCUGGAGAUGCUUUUGAGGGAAGUGAUUUCUAAGACAUUCUCCUGGUUUGUUUGCGGCAGCGAAUACUUUCACAAGUGAUAGGUAAAGAGCAGAAUUUUCGGAAAAGGCCACCAGGUACGAAAUCGGAUAUAACUUGUGAAGUUGUCAAACCCCUUCCCCCUUGUAACUAUAGCCAACGGUGAGUUUUCGUCUUUUCCUCUUGUAGUCCAUGCACCAUUUGGUCUAUGAGCUCCAAAUUUGUAUCUCACAAGGUUGUGAAAUACAGCAAAACUGAAAUUCUUCUUGUUAUAAGAUGUUUUUUUGGGUCAGAAAACAAGUGGAUACAGAAUUUGUGAUUAGCUGACCAAAAACAAGAAUAUUCGGGAUUAAAGUCACCUGUCUUUAAUUUGUACUGUGUAAAAACAAUAUUAUCGUACACAGAAGCAGCCGAGUUGUAGUUUUACUA
Messenger RNA from Prunus mume (Japanese apricot), 3490 nucleotides. RefSeq lists its product as uncharacterized. The record is from RefSeq and is a predicted model, not a curated record. Lineage: Eukaryota; Viridiplantae; Streptophyta; Magnoliopsida; Rosales; Rosaceae.